ACAUCAAGGGGGAUUUUGUCGGCGAGUGUUUGUGUAUUGGUGGAAUCAACCCGGUGACGGCCCUUCGCAUCAUCGCAACAGCUUAGAGGCUCAGUUUUUGCCUGAUCUUGAGUGUGGCGAUCUCGCCUUCCUGCUCCUGGAUCAACGCAUCGAUGCGAAUCUCCAGCGAAUUCUAUUACGACGAGGCACACGAAGAUGUCGCGAGAGACACGUUCAUGUCUCUGCAUACCCGUGUUUGUAGCAGAAUACGGAUGUCCUCUUCCGUCGACGAAAGCGCAGCCUCGAUCGUCGAAAGCCACGUCUUGAGCUUAGCGCAUUCAUCGGCGAGCAUCGGUUCGAUUGCCACACGGGGACGUCCACGAGAAUUGCGCUACACGAAGGGAGCAGCAAGGCAAACAGACCUUCCUGUGGAUUUGUGCAGACAACUGUUUGCCUUGCUGCUCUCCGCGCAUCGUUGAGCCACAUCGAUUCUCAUCUUGAGCGAUGAGAGGGCCUCAACCAUGCGCAGUCGCUCCCUCUGCAGCUCUGGACGCACGUGACUCAUCGUCUCGUACAUCUGUGCAAUUAUGUCCUUACCCUGAAUGUCGACGGACACCUGUGCGUGUUCCUCCUGCAGUUUCAUCCUUUGACGGCGGGCCUCCUCGAUGUGACACUGGAUGACGUUGUUGAUGGAGGCGCCGAGGAGCCGCCUGAAAUUCAAUGUGGUGGGUACAUGUUCGUGAUACAUGACAAAAGUACGGUCAAUGUUCGCAAACCUUUCACUUUCAAUCUGCGCCCGUCUCCGGACUAUUUCAUGGCAACGCCUGGAAGCCUGUUUUUCCAACGGUACAAGCACAAGCACAAGCACAAGCACAAGCAUACACGGAUGUCUGUGUAUGUCGUCUCUACUUGAGUGCACAUCCGUCUUGUGUGACAGAUGUGAUUCUCCGUGGCCAGAUCAGUGAACUGCAACCGAGCACACACGCACAUACACACAAAGGAGAGCAAAAGAUCCGCCUCAUGAACUUUGAAAGAAAAAAAUCCCAACCUGAAAGUUCAUGCGGCACUUCAAGCUCUGCGUUUUCGCCUUCGAAUGGUGCGCCGCAUUGACUGGAGCCGUACAUUACAGCAGACUGAGUGUGCUGUGUAAGACACUUGACACUUACAAUAAGAGACUUGAAUUGGCUGUUGGCUGCCAGCAUCCUCGUCCCACCCAUGCCAUCUGUGCGCGCACACACACGCGUACGCACGCAGUCCUUUUUGCAUCUUAUCUUGUUAUGCAUACGUGUGGUGAAUCGGCGCCGGCUCUCUUCCUGCACCUGUUUGCUGUGUGUUCCCUUGCCCCUCUCGACCGUCGACGAGUUCAGCCGGCUGUACAUCAAGCAAAGGAACGAACUCGGCAGGUUGGAUGGGCGGAGCCUCGGCCAUAUUUCCUCAGGCCGGCUCCGCGAAAAGGGGAACUCGGGAGGGGAAAAGGGGAAAGGGAGGGAAGGGGAAGCGAGAG
Molecule: messenger RNA, 1483 nt
Organism: Vitrella brassicaformis
Lineage: Eukaryota; Vitrellaceae
Source: the annotation of a GenBank genome assembly